AUGAAGUCCUCGGGAGGAAAGAGCCAGGUCCCCGGGGAGCAGGAGCAGCAUCCCCGGGCACCCACCGCGCGAGGACCCCUGGGGCAGAGCGGAGCCGUCAAAGCCUGCAAGCGGGUACGGAAGUUCGUAGCCCAGAAUGCAAUGCGCCUGCAGAAACUGGGAGUGACGCACGUCCUCAACCUGGCGGAGGGAACCUCCUUCAUGCAUGUCAACACCAGUGUGGAAUUCUACACGGGCACGGGCAUCACGUACCACGGCAUCAAGGCCAACGACACGAUGCAGUUCAACAUCAGUGCCUUCUUUGAGGAGGGGGCUGACUUUAUCGACAAGGCGCUAGCACACAAUAAUGGCAAAGGGAAGGUGUACGUGCACUGCAGAGAAGGCUACAGCCGCUCCCCCACCAUGGUGGUGGCUUACCUCAUGCUGCGCCACAGGAUGGAUGCCCGGCUGGCGGUGGCCACCUUGAGGCAGAAGAGAGAGAUCGGCCCUAACGACGGCUUCCUGCGCCAACUGUGCCAACUCAACGAGAAGCUGGCAAAGGAGGGCAAGCUGAACGGGGAGGUGGGCAAACUAAAGACCAAAUGAAAAGCCUCACAUCAUGCCUUUCACAGACUUCCAGCCACUCUGGGAGUCUGACCCCACCCUGACCAAACCAGCACCCAUCCGACACCAAGGAGUAUUCCAUACACAAACAUACAUGCAUUUAUCUGUGUAGAAAACUAUUCCUCACACACACACACACACACACGCACACGCGCACACACACACAUGCUGUUUUUUAUCUUCAGUUCACGUCUGCCACUGCUGCUCUGUAAGAGGACAUCCGUCAAAUCUUCUGCCUCCUCCUACAAAGAGUGUGAUCUUAAAUACUUCCUCUUUCCAAAACACACACACAACGCUCCACACUUGCAGAUCUCUCGCUGCAUAAAGUGGUGACUUAAAGCAUUCCUUCAAUCUCCAUAAGUUUGCCCUGAUUUUUAAGAUUUCCUUAAUAAAAAGUAAGAUUAUAGCACAAUCAUUCCAUAGUUUUCCACUGCCGGGAAUGUCAGUGUUGUCUCCAACAGCAGGAGUAUUCUUAAAAUUCCAAACAAACGUUUAGAUAUAAAAUGGCCACACAUGAUGCAGAUAAUAUAGGUCAGAAAGUGAUGUGUGAAUAGAUGGAGGGAAAAUUCCAAACAUUACAAGCCCCUCCACAGUUUGUACCCCUUAAAUGAUCUUCUUCCUUGAAGGGCAGAUAUUUAAUGCACAAACACAAAUGAUUCACACUCUAAUGCAAGCUGUAGCUCUGUAACAUUCCACUCGGCAUCCUGGACUCUCGGCCUCUAGUUUGACAGCGGUAGCGAUACAUCUGACACAUUCUGUAUCCCAGAGGCUCGCAGCAAGGACAGCAAAGGUCGAGCUUAUUAAAAAUAACGAGCUGCUGCGUGGGUUGCUCAUGUAGCGGCCAUGUUUCCAGUUGCUUUUUCAGUGACAUUAUUUUAAUUUGUCAUUGAGCUCAACGAGCCUGCACACGAGGCAAAUCACAUUCAGGCGAGUGAGUACUGGGAGCUCUAUCCUCUAACAUUCACAGAGGUAAUCUACAGUAUUUCAGUUCUAAAGUGGCUUGUUUACAAUUACAUAUAUAUCAUGACGUUAUAUUAUUUUCCUGUAGAGCAGGACUGCAUGACAAACUUCCUUUAUCGGGAUUACAUUUAUAGUUUGACAUCCCUACAGUGAUUGUGUUUUGGGUUAUCAAAACGCAGAUGACCAAAACGUACAAUAUAGACAGUAUUUGUUGCCUUUAACUUAGACAACUCUCAAGUUAAGCCAGCUAAUAUAAAUACGCUUUUCACACGCUUGUUGUGAAGACCUCCAAAAACAUUAAAAGUCCUGAACAACAGGAGCACUGUUUAAUUUAUUUGACCUAUCCUCUUUUUUCAUUUAAAUACUUUGAUGUACUGCAGGUGAGGUAAUGCUUCUGUUGUCUGCAGUAUAUAUUUUUGUCUUGCGUUGUCAGCAUCUUAUCUUUAUAUUUUCGUCUUCUAUCCACAUUAAGCAGGUGUUUUCGUACUUGAAAAAAUGUGCUCUUAUGAAACAAUGACGUAAGCGUGAUCACUCAUUUAAAAUCCAAUCACAUAGCAGAGCUGUUAAGCCCUGCUGCUAAGCCCUGCUGCUAACAAAUAUUUGGUGUGGUCAGUUGUUUUUAAGAUUUCCUACUUACCCACAUUACCUACGGUACACUUACAGACUAGUAGCUUAAAUGGGUUAAAGGCGAACUUCACCAGGUUUACCAAUUUCAAACUAGAGGCCUUUAGUUUUGAGAUGCCUCCCACUAACUCUUCUAACAGAGCGGUCCAGUCAUCACGCCACAGAGUUGUCCACUGCCAUACGGUCAGCACCACUGUUUCAUCCACACAGUCUGUCAGAGGCCCUUUCCCAACAUGGCUCACUCCUACAUGUGUGUGUUAAUUAUGCCUGACUUUACACCCAUACACAUCGGGUCAAAUUACAAUGUUUUGUUUGUAUGUACUUCAGCAUUGCAAUAUAUGUCAAUACCCUGAUCAGAUAUAUAGAAUGUAAUCACAUCUAAAUAUGACUAUUCAGGCUCUAGUUGUUACAUAUAGGCAACAGUAGUUCUACAAUACACUUUAAAAGUAUUUAUUACUUGGCAUAAUACUGUAAACUAAACCUAGUGCCAGGAAGGACGGAGAUGGGGUGUCUUUAAAGGAAUAUUUAUCCCACUAAAAUGAACAUUUAUGCAUCGAUUACCCAUGCUGUGUUACCUUGAAGAAAACCUUUUCCUACCUCGAUGGUAACAACAAAUUAAAAAACGUUAUAGAUGACAUUUAACAACAGCAAAAUGAUAUUGAAACGUACAAUUAUAUACGCUCACUCUUUACCGUAAAAUUAUUGUAAAAACCGCUUGCCUAAACAUUCUGCAAAAAAAAAUGCAAUUUAGAUGUAGUGCGCAUACAACUCAGUAACAGAGACUUGGAUUUACUGCACAAGUGUUACGAGAUAACAUUUUUAAAGUUUUUCUGUUAUUGAACUCAUCCUCAUUUUCUUUAAAAUACAUUAAAAAAACCUAACCAUAACAAAAGAAAAAAGAGUUUUCUUCAAGAAUACAACCUAACCCAAGAAGAGUCAUUUCUAUAUAAAUGAUCAUUUUAAGGUGUAAAGAAUUCCUUCUAAACCCCCACUCCACGGAGCUGUUUUUCGAGGUGGACUCCCAUCAAAGUGCAGGGGUUUGAGCUGGAUCAGCACCAGCAUCCCUCCAGAGUUCCGACUCUUUGUCCCACACAUCACAAUCCUCCUGAACAAACGGCCUCGGGGCAUGAAUGCAGGGGCAUAGUCGUCUCACUAGAGAGGAGAAUGGAAACUAGGUUGUCUCACCUCAUUAAUGGCACUAUUUAUUCCUCCUUUGAUAUAUCUGUAUACAUAUGAAUAUAUACAUGUAUACUGUAUAUACAUAUUUAAGUGUUGACAUAUGUGAAUGUAUGAGCAAUGUGUCUAUUAACGUGUAGGUAUCGUCAGUACGUCUUUAUAUAUCAUGUUAUAUUUGUAUAUGGUGCAUCGAGGAAUCCAUCGGUUACAUGUACAUUCAUAUUGAAAUGUAAUGUACAUGUAAACUGUUGUCUUUGUGAUUGUGACGUUUCAUAAUUGUGCAAAAGUUGCUUAUGAUCAGCAGGGUUUACCAAGCUGGGAUACUGAGGCAUGUGAUCAUCCUGUUUGAUAAUGUUUCGUACAGUCUUUAAGUUUUCAUGGUAGUUUAUUCAUAGUAUACAGCAAGAUGCAGGUGGCAGCAUAAGAUGGAUAUGAAUUAUCCUCCAUAUGGCCACACACGUCAUCAUGUCAAAGGAUACACUCAUCCCAUCAAAAACAUUUACAGCUAAAUGUUAUGUGAUGAUCUAUAUUUGAGUUUCCAGAUACACUUUCCUUUUCAAUGCAAUGUUUUCAGCAGCAAAACAAUUAUCCUUCAAUAGGCUGCAGACUCCUAGUAAAGAGAAACAUCCAGUAUGUGUUGUGAGAUUUCAUGAUGAAAGAACUAAUGUAGUUUUUGUGCAAAAAAUUAAAUAAGACUAUUGUUAUUAUUGUAAGUCAGUUGCAUAUAAGCCGUAUUUCAAGUCAGUUUUAUACAUGUGGAUGUGUGCAAACUGCGGGAGAGUAAUGCGACGGCAGUGGAUAAAUAAGACCUGCAGACUUGUUGCUGCUACUUGCGCCACCUCCAAAUAUUUGGGUUUGGUAAUGUAACCUUUGAAGACAUCACAUUUGGCUUUGGGAAUAAUGAUUUCACUUUUACAUUGGGGAAAAAAUACUCCAGACUGAAAUUAAAAUACAACCAGCGUGGUCAAAUAGCAAUCUAAUUUAAUAAAAUCCAAUCUUUUAAUCCAAUUUCAAAAAUUGCAUUCAAAUGUCAAGUGUUUCUUUAGCCUUUGCUCAUUAUAGGAUUAAAGAUCAUGUUUCAAUCAAAUAUUAUCACAGGAAGUUAGAAAUUAGGUGCUGGUUGUUUUUUUCCUUUAGUCAUCUCAUGCACUUGAAAAUGUUUCAAAAUGUUAAAGCAACACACCCAAUAUCACAUAUCUUGCAAGCCCUCUUUCCUGUUGUGUGUCUAGAAAGAUGAAUCGGGUGCAGUGGCUCCAAUUUGAGACCAUUUUCAAGUCAAAAUGUCUUUCAGUUCAUUUUCCUACCGCCUUGUCAUGAACCCCAAACCAUACAGCAGCGAAGAUAGAUUGAAGAUACAACAAAAAAAGAGAAAUGCUUACCUUUGUGCCCUCACACAAAAACAUUAAACACCAAGAUUGUCUUGUGCCAAGUGGCCUACUGUACAAAAUACAGUCAAUGUUUAUGAUUGGCUUUUUAAAUGUCAUUCCAAUGGGCUGGGGUUUCACUCACCAAUUUUCACAUCUGCUCUACAAUACUGCCCUCCUUCUGAAUUCACACAAGCAACAACUAUUUAGGAUUUCUGGAGUUUUACAUAACAAAAACUUGAGAAUGAUUGCCCUAAACUCGGUCCAGGAUGAGGGUAUGUACUUUAUAGCAUCAUAACUCCCGAGAUAGGGUCUAAUAAACACUAGCCAAACUAGCCAUGGUAGAUGUUUUCCAACGCAUUUUGUAGCCACUAUUUAUAAAAGAAAAAAAUCCUCCUUUUUGGACGAAGAAAAGAUAAAAAAAGUUUUCCUAAAAGGAAAGCGUCUAUGAUGGCUACACCGCUGGUUUUACUCUUUUUACGCGUAACAGAUAUACACUGCCACCUGCUGUUCAACAAAUGUUGUUAUUUUUAGCAUUACUCGUCCGAUCUUUUUUAAUGUCUUUAAUGUGAAACUCUGUUAUGUCCAGACUUCCUGUGUUUUGUUUAACAAGGUACCAGCAUAGUUUUGUGGGUAAUACUCCAGGUACAGUACUAAAUGUAUUAUCGAGAAUGUCUAAUGUGAAAUGCCAUUGAUGUAUUUUGUUAUAUAUACUGAGUAUGUAUCACGGACUAAGGCAAUUGUGAAUUGCUGCAUUUUACGGUCUUAACCGGCCGACUAUAUAGAUAGGACUUUGUAUGAUGUUGAAUCUAGUGAGCUGAAAUUGCAAAUUAUAUGACUUCUUUCACCUUUUUAAUUUGUUUUAUUUAUUUAGAUUUGUCCUGUUACAAGAAUGUAAGUUGAUUAUAGUUAAUUACAUUUUCCCUGCUAAAAUAGACUUUUUUUGGAACAGUAGGAUUGUGACCUACUUCUAUUGUCUUAAGCUUAACACAGUACGUCAUUAUCUGUUUUUAUUUUCUUUCGGAUGAGUCACCUAUAAUGGUACCUGGACCAGAUGGUAAUUGUAAUUCAUUCAUGGUGCUUGCCUGGAAACCAGAAAGAGAGGAGGAUUAAAUCACUCCGAGAGAGCCAGGUAGUUUUUUUUAUCACAGUAAAGAACACUAAAUUGACUUUGAGUCGAAUGCGCAGUCCCAUGUGGCGUAUCUCAGCCAUCUGUGCUGAAGUAAGCAAAAACCUGAGAUGUUUAAACCCUCUGUGACUGACUGUCAAUAUUUUACAUCAUGGAAAGUCAUCUGGCUGAACUUAUCUGAAUUUUGCAUGAUGCAAUAAACUCCAUCCGAUCUGGUACUCUUGAGAGCGCUCAAACAAACACCGGAAAUGACUUACAAAUGCUGUUUGGACCAGGUGAAGUGCAGAGCUGCCAUGUCCUUCUUCUUGCUCCCAUUCUUAAAAAAAUAAGAAUUGUUUUAGCACAAUGAGCCCACUGCCUGACUCCACCCGGAGUCCAUGACACAGUCCACGUCUUAUCUCUUCACGUUUCUGUUGGUGUACAGAUGUUUCGGAGGAUUAUGUUGUGAUUUUGGAUCAGCUGUUCAAUGGGUAUUCCACAUGUAUAUUUGUCACCGCCACUGACAUCUCAAUGAACACAGCACCCCACCCAAAGCCUUACAGUAAAGAUUGAUUCUUUAGAUUGUUUUUAAGUUUGUGUAUCUUACUUCACACAGCAGGAAGGGAUGCUCCCUUACAGGAUGAGACAUUGUUGAAGUGCACUUGAUUUUAAAUUGCAAUGUUGAGUUUUCUUACCUUGAAGAAGUCCCUUCUUUCUUAUGUUUAAGAAAUAAAUGGCUGAGGUACUAACAUCUGAUC
Messenger RNA from Notothenia coriiceps (black rockcod), 6593 nucleotides. RefSeq names its product dual specificity protein phosphatase 3-like. Lineage: Eukaryota; Metazoa; Chordata; Actinopteri; Perciformes; Nototheniidae. Gene Ontology annotation, molecular function: protein tyrosine/serine/threonine phosphatase activity; MAP kinase phosphatase activity. Gene Ontology annotation, cellular component: cytoplasm. Bases 1 to 585 code for a protein of 194 amino acids. Gene Ontology annotation, biological process: negative regulation of MAPK cascade; protein dephosphorylation. The transcript has 3 exons. The record is from RefSeq and is a predicted model, not a curated record.